This is a messenger RNA of Engraulis encrasicolus (European anchovy), 3853 nucleotides long. It is a transcript of the gene efcc1, whose product is annotated as EF-hand and coiled-coil domain containing 1. The record is from RefSeq and is a predicted model, not a curated record. Bases 119 to 2056 code for a protein of 645 amino acids. The transcript is spliced from 8 exons. Gene Ontology annotation, molecular function: calcium ion binding. NCBI's taxonomy places the organism in Eukaryota, Metazoa, Chordata, Actinopteri, Clupeiformes, Engraulidae.
GAGCACCUAACAACAGCGUACGUAGGGGACAUGAGCGCACGGCUUGCAGACUUUGAAGCCUUGUUCUAUUCACUAUACCCGAUAUGUAUGUGUCGUAAAUGUGCGUUAAUUUGUAAGAAUGAUGGAAAAACUAGAUGCGUAUGAUCCAUACAGACGACCAGCGCGAAGAACACAAUGGAUAGUAAGCACUUUGGCGUACCACUAUGGUUUGGAUCGUGGAGUGGAGAAUGAAAUUAUUGUUCUGGCUACAGGGUUAGACCAGUAUUUGCAAGAGAUUUUUCAUCAUAUGGACUGUCAGGGGGAUGGCAAAAUUCCCGUAGAGGACUUUCAGGUAUUGUGUGAAAUUUUGGGACUUAAAGACACGGACUUGGAAGAGUGCGCAGGAUUAUUGGAUAAUCUACCCAAGGAAUUGACUUUUAGACAGUUUCACGCAAAGCUGUGUGGAUAUUUUAGCACUAAAGCAGGCUGCCAGUACGAGAAUGGACGGCUGCUGGUGGGUAAAGACAGCGAGCACAUUGAAACGCAGAUCCGUCUACGGAGCCCCUUACGGCGGAGAGAGAGGUCGCUGUCCACGGGCAUCAAUGGGAGAGGGAGCAGGGGCUCGUCGCCGGCUUUGAACCGCCGCGCUGCCAUGUGCAAACAAGGCGCUUGCACUAGGGAAUGUUACGAAGAGAUUGUGGCGCUGGAGGAGGCUGAGGACAGAGUAGCCAAACUCGAGGAAGAAAACGCAAGUUUGAGAGAGCUGGUGGAGGACAUGCGCGCUGCUCUGCAAAGCAGCGAUGCUCGCUCGCUGGCUCUGCAGGUCGGUCUGUGGAAGAGUCAUGCGAAGCACAGGCCUGAAUCAGGGUGUUUCGUCGCCCAUCAGAAGCUAGUGGCCCAGAGGUCCGCCACAGCCACCUCCAGCUCCAGCUCCAUCUCCAUGUCCAGCACCAGCCCCAGGAACCUGCAGAGCUACCUGCAGCGGGAGAUGGAGCUUCUGCGCAGCUCGCGGGACGCCCAGGUGGAGGAGGCCAUGCUCUUCAACCAGAAGCUGGAGAAGGAGCUGUCGCGCUCCCGCGAGGCCGCCGGCCUGCUGGAGGAGUGCAACAGGACGCUGAAGAGGGAGCAGCAGGAAAUGCGGAAGAAGGUGGAGGAGGCCCGGCAGGCGGUCAUCACCGGCCUGGCCAAGGUCAAGGAGCUGGAGGCCAAAGCCAGACGCGUGCCCGUGCUGCAGCAGCACGUCCAGCAGCUGGAGAUGGAGCUGCUGUAUUACAGGUCGGAGGUGUCCAAAGUCAGUGUGCCUUUCAGCGAGGCUGCAGAUCAGCAGUUCAGGGAGGACAGGAGGUGCUGUCUGGACACCCGGCAGACGCGUCACUCACCCACAGGCCAUGCGGAAACCUCCCCGGAUAACAUGGAGGAGCAGCUGUUCCGCUCGGUGGAGGGCCAGGCGGCGUCGGAUGAGGAGGAGGAGCGCUGGACGGGGGAGCAGCAGAAGCAGGUAGACGAGGUCAAGAGGAUCCUCGCCAGGCUCUCCUGCUGCGGAGACAGGUGUGACGAGAAGGCAGUGAAGAGGCUGCUGUCCCAUUUCGGCAGCGAGUCGCGCGGCGAGGAGAGCCGGAGCGCGGUGUUGGAACUCCUGGAGAAGGUGACACGCCUCAACAAGCAGCUGGAGGUCAGGGAGAGCCAGGCCCGAAGGAGCGACACACACAUGGACCAGGUGAAGGAUGCACUGGUACAGGAGCUGCAGCAGAAGGCGGAGGAGACGGAGCUGCUCCACAUCGAGCUGCAGAUGCUGGAGACGGAGCGCGUACGCCUCUCCCUCGUGGAGGACAAGCUGGUCGACGUGCUGCAGCUACUGCAACAGCUCCGAGACCUGAAUGUCUCCAGGAGGUCUUUGGGAAAGAUUCUUCUGAGUACGCUGGAGUCAUGCAGUGACCCACAACACGGGAAGGCUCAUAUCCUGGAGGUACUAAAUGCCCUGUACCACGAACUGGCGGCGUGUGAGGUUCUCUCCAGCAGUGGCAGCACUGUGGAACGGAGUCAGUCACUCUCAAACCCACUCCUCAUCUCCUGCUGAUGCACACUGCCACCCUGUGGAGAGCUGGUGGAAGUACAGACACUCUAAUAAUGUUGUUUCGGACUGCCUUCAUCCAAGCAGCUGGGAAUCCGGUAACCCGACAACGCACUGCCCAUUGAAAUGAAUGGGACAGGGAAAUGUGGUGUGUGCUUACAUGGAAACAAGUCCAACAGGCGGACAAAGAUGCGUCCGUCUAUGCACUCGGCCGCCUUGUGGACACAGGAGGGAAUGACAAUUUAAGGAAUGCGUUUCAGACGACCGACAGACCGACGGAUGGACAUACCCUCUUAUAGAGAUGCUAGGACGCAUCUAAAAAAGGGCACAAAACAUGAUGACAGUCUGGAUUUAAUUGGAUUUCCAUGCUAUUAAACAUAAUCAUGAGACCAGGUUGGAAAUUCACAUGUGAACACUGAAGGACAGAGACCAUUUUUUACAUGAACAAGUGUAAAAAUGACAGUAUGACAUGUCCGUAUCAUUCUUUACUAAGUCAUUCAUUUGAAGGCAUUUUGUAUAUUCUGAGCCUUUCUGACUUAAAUGUUGGUCUUUAAAUGCAGAUUGAUCAGUGUGUUUGUGCAUAGACAGAAUAGCUGUCAUUUUUUUCUGACAAAUUCACCUCACAAUGCAUAAAUACAGUACAGUACAUUUCUGUGCACAAUGCCAUACCAACAUUUUCUUUGUAGAGGACAAGCUGGAACAGAAAAUGGCAAUAUACAGAAUUCAUUCCUUCAUUCUGAAUUCUGUAUUCUUUUAAGGUCUACCAUUUUCAGGGUUGUUAAGGUGUUUGUUUGAUGUGUAAAUUCAGACUGCAUUCUUGAUGUUGAAGGUACAAGCAUACAGAUUCUUUAAUGUACCACUGUGAAGCAAAUUUGUUUUUUUUUUACAUGCAUGCACCUUUACAUUACAAAUGUACCAUUCCAUUUCAGACUCUUAUCAUCAAAUUCUGAAAUUGUAUACUGGCAAUGCUAUAUUUUAUGUAUAUAUUAUAUGCCUUUGAUAGGAGGAUAUUUGUUUGAACACAUUAGAAUUCAGUUAUGUGGGACAUUUAUCCCAUGACACUUGUUUUUACAUGGAUGUCUACAUUCUUAAAUAAUCUGAAUCUCUCCCUAGACUCAUUUUGAAUGAGUAAAAAUCUGACUGAUUUGAUGGCAUUAUUAUAAGAUUAUCAGGUGUUGUUGAUGUUUGUGUGUUCUGUUUGUCUCUUUUUAUGUGUUUAUUGUUCCUUGUAAAAUGUCUUUGAGACUGCAUCCAUAUUGUCAUAUUGUGUUUACUCCUUUGUCUUUUUAGGGUUUGUAACAUUAGUCUAAGCACUUGAGGUAGCCUAAACACAAUGUCGCUGAAGGCUACCAGCAGCAAUUUCUCUAUUUGUUGGGUCCUUCUUAAUGCUAGACAAUUGACAGUGAACUCAAGCCAUAAGUUGGGCAGUUGUGUUUCUUAUCCCACAAAUACCAGAUUACUUUGCUGACACCUGUGUCAUGUUGUCACUGUUAGAUGAACUAAAGAAGCUACCUGUGAUUCCAAACAUUAUCUUUCAUCCGCAUUUCUACACAAAAAAACAUAGGCCUACCUGUUGAAAAUUACCUUAAAAACUCAUUGUAGCAAUGGUCUACCAUGUUGGAGAAAGCAUUUUCCCUGAAAUUGAUGUUUAUUUUCUCUCUCAAAUAGAGACAAAUGUAGCAGCUAUAUUGCGAAGUUUGUUAUUCUUUGGCAUGUUUGUCCAAAGAUUAAACUAUUACUCCACUACCAUUUGCCUAUUCUUGAAUAUAUUGCAUGACCUUGCGGUGUACCUGCACCACCACA